Rhizophagus irregularis DAOM 181602=DAOM 197198 is the source of this 1149-nucleotide messenger RNA. RefSeq lists its product as uncharacterized. Gene Ontology annotation, biological process: vacuolar transport; metal ion transport; positive regulation of protein ubiquitination. Gene Ontology annotation, cellular component: Golgi apparatus; endoplasmic reticulum; perinuclear region of cytoplasm. The record is from RefSeq and is a predicted model, not a curated record. NCBI's taxonomy places the organism in Eukaryota, Fungi, Glomeromycota, Glomeromycetes, Glomerales, Glomeraceae.
CCAGUUUUAGUAGUACUAUUAAAAUUAUCAUAUUUCCGACUUGGCAACAAGCCGCUUUGAAAUUCUUUUGACCAAAACCUCUUCCAAUUAGUUAGGUUUGCAUAUAUAUAUAUAUAAUUUAUUUAUUUAUCCAAGAGACAUUCUAGAAUCUAGCUUUAUAUUUCUAUAAACUAUCUAAUAUCAAUAUUAAUAAUACAAUAUUAGAAAAUGAGCAAAUAUUCGCGAGUUCCUAACUCUGAAGACGAUGUUCAGGUCGUGGAGCUUCAGGUACCUCCUUCAACCGUUGAAGCUUCCACAUCCCGUUCACCAAGUCCUAUUCCCUCUACAAAUAACAACGUUGAUAGCGAUGAAAUAAUAGAAACAGAGUCUACACCAAUGGUAACUGAAAGUGUGGAGACCACAUCAACGACUGAUAAUGAUAAUCAUUAUGAAAAUGAUAAUGGUGGAACCAGAUUAUCUAUACUGAACAAAAUAAAAAGAAAACCCAAUGCUACCCAACAAGCUACUUUACCUGUAGUAACUGAUGGCGUAUUCUCUAACUUGUCCGCAAAACCUGAUACAGAGGCAGAUAAAGAAGAUGAGAAUCCACCACCAUAUGAGACAGCUGCAGCUGAUGCAGCACCACCAUACUGGGAAACAACUAUCAUUGCUCCAGGUUUAAGCGGGGAUGAAAUUCUUGUUGAAGGUUUACCCGUAGGAAACUUUUUCAGUUUUGUUUGGAAUAUGCUCGUUUCCAUGAGCUUCCAAUUUGUUGGAUUCUUAUUGACUUAUCUUUUACAUACCAAUCAUGCCGCCAAGAAUGGCUCCCGAGCUGGCUUGGGUAUUACAUUGGUGCAGUAUGGUUUCUACCUUCGCGGUAGAGCAUUACAAGAUGAUGAUUAUUAUUAUGAUGAAAAUAUAAAUGACAAAGAAGUGAUGGCUCGUAGCGCAUGGUUAAGUUAUAUUCUCAUGUUUUUGGGCUGGUUCAUUGUAAUUCGGAGUGUAUCAGACUUUAUAAGAGUUAAGAGGAUGGAAACCGUUAUGCGUACCACACCCGAAGAGAAUGUAUAAUAUAGACAUUUCUUAUAAAAAAAAUAUAUAUACAAUUUUGCUAUUAUAUUUGCCUUUUAACAUACUAGUUUAUAUUUUCUUGUAUUAUUUUUUUUUUUU